This is a messenger RNA of Bolinopsis microptera, 1544 nucleotides long. RefSeq names its product oxidoreductase HTATIP2-like. Lineage: Eukaryota; Metazoa; Ctenophora; Tentaculata; Lobata; Bolinopsidae. The record is from RefSeq and is a predicted model, not a curated record. Gene Ontology annotation, biological process: import into nucleus. Gene Ontology annotation, cellular component: cytoplasm. The coding region runs from base 8 to 802 and encodes 264 amino acids. The transcript is spliced from 6 exons.
UUUAAGAAUGAGGUUAGAGUUGCUGUUCACAGUUCUUGUUCUGAUGUCACGUAUCCUGUGUGACGACCAACUCACUGGACAGUGUAGCAGUGACACAUGUGACAUGGCGUUCCGAGUGAUACUAGCUGGAGCUACAGGUGAAACUGGUAGAUUAGUGCUAGAUAACCUUCUUAAAGAUGACAGGAUCAGCAAGGUAACCACUCUAGGCAGAAGAGAGUCCAAAAUACAGAACGAUAAGCUAGAUCACAAGAUAGUUGACUUUGAUAAUCUUCCGGAGGAGGCGUUCAAUGACCACGACGUUGCUAUCUGUACUCUAGGGACUACACGAGCUAAAUCAGGGAAGGAUGGGUUUAUAAAAGUAGAUAAGACCUACGUGAUGAGUUUUGCAGAGAAGAGCAAGGCAGCAGGAGUAAAACAGUUUCACAUGAUGUCGAGUCAGGGCGCUAAUGCUAACAGUUACUUUCUCUACACGCAAGUCAAGGGGGAGGUGGACGAUAAGAUCCUAGGAAUGGGGUUUGAGAGGUCAGUAGUGUACAGACCGGCAGUGUUGCUAGUAAAGAGGCAGGAAGGUAGGAUGGCAGAGAAAGCUGCUCAGUGGGUGUUAGGGUGGGCUGAUUAUAGCAGAGGUAUGAGUAUACCAAUCAAAGAUGUGGCUGAUUCAAUAGUUGGUUCUAUAUUUGAUGACGCUGCUGGUAUCAUAGAUAACCGCAGUAUUAUUGCGAAAGCAGCAGCUCUGAAAGUUCCAGUGGAGGAGGAAGCAGCAGCAGAAGAGGUUCCAGCUGAGAAAGCAGAUGCCUCCUAAACAGUACAGUUUGAUUUGCAACAGAGAGUGUGUGUUUAAACGUUAAAAGUUUAUAAACUUUUAAAUAUAUAGUACAAAAACAUAAAAUCAAGUUAAACAGAUGAUGCCUUUUCUGAGUUUUGAACCUUGAUGUUUUUUUUCUAUUCCGUUUAGUUCAAAUAAUAAAUAUUUAUUGUCAGAUUCAUUUUUUUUUCAGUUACAGCUUUAAAGUAUAUAAGUAAGUUUGAUAUUCUUGCUGAGUAGAGUUAUUGGUUUAAUUUAAUUAGUAGUCGAUUACUAUCGAAAUUAUUCCUAAUGAAUACUUAUAAAAUGGAUAGUUCUGAUUUCCUUUCAUCCUAGAAUCCCGAUCCGUUGCAAAAUCAAUAAAGUUUUCUCCCCCUCGCCCUCCCCCGCUUUAGGAAAUGUAGAUUUCGUAUCCUGUGAAGUUAUAAAGUUGUGCCGCUUGCAGGGUCUGUGUGCUUUCGAGUUUUAUGGUUAAUUUAGCUUAUGUUUGAUCGUGUGAAGAUUUAUGCCUUCGAAUUAUGGAACUUUUUAUCCUGUGUUUUGAUAAUGUUAUUAUAAUACAAUGAUUAGAAUUCAUCUUUGAUUUUUCUAAAACUGAACAGGUUAUCAUUUGAUAUUUUAAUUCAUAUUAGCAUAGAAUCCAUGAUUGAUACUUAGAAAUUGUCAUGUCACAUGUCACCUGCCCCUAACAUGUAACGACGUAUUCUAACAAUAUAUCUCUAACACUAAACCCUUCUUU